GGAGCAGGUUUCCUGGAUCUGGCCGGCGGCAGGUUGCGACCCUAGGCUGGGGCCCUGUGCAACUUGAUCUGUCCGUGAGCCGCUUCAAGGGGCCGGCAGCAACCUCUCUCGCCUCAACUCAGCUGGAAGCAGCAGGUAGAGAGAGCGCAGAACUCAGACAGCAACAGGGUGGGGUGCGAGAUCUUUGCAACUCUCUGCACUCUUAACAAGCGAAAAGUCUGUGCUUCCUAUCCUCCGAGCUGGCUGGCCGGCCGGCCAGGUUGCAGCAGCAGUGAUUGUGACAUGGCACACCGUUCUCAGUCUUCGACCUUGGGUGAUGUAGAUAAUGAUCCCAAUAAUGUCCCACCUCACUACAAGGAGUAUUACCGCAUUGCCAUUGAUAUACUCGCUGAGGAGGGAAUUGAUGCUUACUACCGCUUCCUGGCAGAAGAGAAAGAGGUGGAUUUUCUCAGCAGCACUGAGAUUGAGCACAUUAAUAAGCACCUGAAGAAACCUGUGGUAUUUUUCGAUGAGCUUCAGUUUGUUGUAGGUGACUGUGAUGAAUCAGACUCAUCGGGGACCUAUUGGCCAGUUCACACUGACAUUGCUGCGCCUGCACUAGAUCUAGGCUGGCCGAAUAUUCACAUGUGCAGGGGACCCUCUGAUGUUACUAUCUUUGUGCAUCCACCAGCGCCUGACACACUCAGCAUCAAGGAGGAAGUCAGGAGACUCAUCAGGUCAGCUACCCAGGUUAUUGCGAUUGUAAUGGAUAUUUUUACUGACAUUGACCUGUUUGCUGAGGUAUUGGAGGCUGCAAAUCGUGGGGUUCCAGUGUACCUUCUAUUGGAUGAACUGUUGUCUCAUCACUUUCUGGACAUGGUCAAGAAAUGUCAAGUGAAUCUGAGCCACAUACAUAGAAUCAUGGAUGCUAGGGAAAUAACGGAAACAAGUGAGGAUGUUUUGGACCAUGUACGUAUUACCAGAGAGGAGGUGUUUGCAGCCUUAAAGCACAUUAAAGCCCUGGGCCUGAUCAGCUUUAUGUGGGCCUUUGAGAAGAUUCAUCGCAGUAUCGUUCAACGAUUUCAGGGAGAGCUUGUAGCAAUUUUCGAUGAAGAAUUCCGCAUUCUUUUUGCCCAGUCAAACCCCCUCCCUGGUGUAGAGAAUCUCAUACCAGAACCAGAUAAUUUUUACACUGUGAAACCAUACCAGCCUACUGAUUGGUGGCGACGUAAACAAAGCCCUAGACUUGUGCAUCAAGAGGAUAUGCUUUCACAGCAUUCUGGAUAUUCAUGGGCAGAUCCGGAUCGUGACCAUUUUGGCCAUAGUUUUAGACAGAAUGAUGUUUACAGACAAAUGAAGGAGGAAUCUGGCAUUACAGGAAGCAUGAGGCAGCUUACACAUGUUCAGCAGGAGGAUUUUCAACUUGAUCCUACAUCCAGUGUUCUGCUAAGAGCAAAGCAGAUGGACAUGAAUGCGUUUAAACGGAGAAGUUACGCAGAAGGGACUUUCGAAAGUUAUGAUUCUAUGGUACAUAGAUAUGGACGAAUAAGUGAGCAUUAUGAUGAAUUAGAUGCUAGAUCUGAGCAAUUAUUCAGGGAAAAGAGGUAUCCUUUGGAGCCUGGAUUAACAAGGAAUAGGUUCAGCUCAUUUAACAGUAAGCAUGUAAAAGAUGGCCUGGGAAUACUCGAACGAUUUAGACAAAACAGAACAACUCAGCAUCAGUACAAUGAGUCAGCGGAACAGCCGAGGCACUGGUAUGAUCAAAAGAAUCAUGAGGAGGCUUGUUUGACUGGUUUACCACUCCAUCCACCUCUGGUAAACUAUGAACCUUCCAACGCCUCCAAAGAAGUCCGGCAUGGUUCAAAUGAUUUUGAUCCAGUGGCUGAUGGAAGGCUAGGGCAGAAAAUACAGAAGCGCCCCAAUAUUGGCCAAUCAUAUGCCUGUCAAAAGUCACCAACUCAGAAACAGGUUCUGGAUCCAAAAAUGCUUUUCACAGAGUCCAGUCUGGGCCGAAAAUCUGAUGAUCAGCCCACCAAACAUGGGCUGAGAAGAUGGAGAAUCGGCUCUUAUUUCAGAGAUCAGGAUGAGCACCCCAAACAGCUUGAAGAUGUUUCUGCACCAGAUGAAUCUCAGAACAACAAUGAAGUGCUCCAUGAUUCAAGGCAGAACAGAGCCCCUUUAGAGAAACCCUUGUUCAGAGAAUCUGCACAGAUUACAAGUUAUAAACAUUUGGAUCUAUACAACUCAAAGUCUCCAAAAACAGAUUUGUCCGAUGACCAAUCUCUGUCAUCGGAUAAAGGAUAUGACGAACGGAAUGUGAAGUUGGCAAAACAUGAAUCCAUCCGUAGUAAACUCAACCCUAUGUUGCAAAGGAGCAGACUGCGUUCUUCAUUGAUCUUCAAUAAUUCCAAGACAGAACAGCAUAUCACACAAAAAGGGAAAGGGAUCCAGAGCAUCAGGGAGCAGAAGCAGGAGGAAGAAAAGGAAUCCGAAGGGAUUCAGGAAUCUAAAGCAGCUGCAGAUUUGCAGAAAAGUAGCAGCAAUGACCAAACCAAACCUAUCCAAUAUUCAAUGCCUGAUAGGACGUUCCCAAAUGAGACUUCCAAAACAUCCGAACCAAAUCUCAAAGAGGUUUUUACUGGAAAAAAACUAGAUUUAGACCUGGGUUGGCAGCAGACUGACUCUGCUUUCGGUAGCCAUGACCCAGACACUCAAUCUAGUGACCAGCAUGAAGCAAGGUCAAAAGUAGACCUUCAACUGAGCAAAAAGGUACAAGAUGCCAUUAGCAAAAUGACCCAGCGUACAUCAUUAUCAAAAGAAAUUAAAACACCAUAUAUACAAUCAGCAAAGACUGAAAAGCUGCCUCUGGAAAAACCCGGAAAGGCCAUUAAUUCUGCAGCUAGGCAACAAGAUCCCCCACCCUCUCAGCUGGCUGUCGGGUCUUUGCAGCCAGGACUCCUGCCCUCUGAAUCAGCCACUCUGAAUAAUGCUAGCAAUCCCCAAAGAUCCUCUUCUAGCUUGAAACUGGAGGAUGCUGAUGGCAAUUUAGCAAAGAUCAAGAUGCAUUCAUCUACUCUGUGUCUGGACACAAGAGAGGGUAAAGAGGAUAAGGCAGGAGGGGAAUCCACAAUUUUAAAUUCCAUUUCAAAGAGUCCCUCAAGAUUGAAAAGUUUUCUCAACCUUCCUGGUGACACAAAAUCAAAAGAAAUGCACAACAAUGUAGACCUAGCGCAACCUCUGACUUCAGUCAAAGAGAAUGAGAAGAAUCCUGAAAAGCUAUCAAAAACUGUCCAGAGUGAGGUGGUACUUUCCAAUUCUGAGAAAGAGGAGAAACCACGAAGGCCUCCAGCCAAUCCCACUGCACCCAAAGGUUUACAAACUGUCCAAGGGAGCAGGUAUUCUACAUCUACCUCCAAUGCCCUUUACAGCAGCAACCUUCGAGAUGAUACCAAGGUCAUCCUAGAGCAAAUCUCUGCCAACAGCCAGAAGAAUCGGGCUGAGAGUGCCAAAGUGCAACAUGCCAGCACCAGUGAGAAUGUAACUCCAGGAGAAUCAAAGGAAAAGGUUACUCCUGAGUCAGACAAAACAGACUCUGAUAAAAAGCAGCAGUUUGGUAUCUCAUCAAGGUUUUCAAACUCUAUUAAAAACAAAGGCAAAGCUCAGGCAACACCUGACUAUGUUGAUCCCUUAAUUAAGAGGAUGGACAGUUUUCGAAAAGAGAAACGCGUAUACAGCAGGUUUGAAGUCUUCUACAAGAAAGAUGACUCGUUGAAAACAGAAGACACUUCUGCAGGCCAACAAGGUGACGAAUCACAAGAUUCUAUGGACAUAGAUAGUGGAGACAAAAAGAAAGCUUCAAAAAUAAUUCCCAAGCUUCUUGAGACGCUUAAGAGGUUUUAACGCUCCCUGUAAUUUACUAAACUAGGUGGAGCUGAACCACAAGUACCUAGACUGCUUGUUGCUGGGUGCUGAUAUUGGUGAUUUUUGUUUAAAGGUGCAGAAUAUCGAAUACUGCUGUAAAUUAUAGGAAUGGUUAACCAUAUACAGAUCCUUCAAAUAUCCAAUUUUAGAUAAGUGUGGUAACAUACAGCAAGACAAGGAACAUAGCACUCUGAUCCACUCACUGUAGUGAAAGAAUCUUUGAAAGUUGGAUGAGACUCAAGAGAUUGUUUGGGGAGGAAAGAUGUAGACCUACGCGUUAAACCCUUUCAUUUUACAACCUAACUUGUGUUUAGGAUUUCAUGGUGCUGGCAGAAUAUACACAAUUGUAUAAAGUCAACAACUGAAAUAAAUGAGGUCAGGAAGCUUGUCAUCUGUAGUACUGGUACUUGAACAUAGCCUUUAAUAUUGCUUCACUUUGAAAGAAGAUUCAGCACUCUCAAACUGGGGAAGUGUUUACAAGAGCAGAUAAAAUAUUAAGUUAAUGAGAUUGAUUUUCGUGGGCUUUUUAAGGAAUAGCAAGAGAAACAUAGGAAUAACUGCCUUCAUAUAUUAGACAAGUUGUAGUGCAAGAAGUGACACAUUCCAAAAUGCCAAAGAUGCAGCUAGCCAUACACAAACUUGCAUUAAUAACAUGGGAUCCUCUUCAUGAUUAAGUGGGAAGUUUCAACUUACUUUUGCUUUUUUAAAGGAACAGUUUGUAGUGGUUACAUAUCUACGAUUAUCAAACAAGUGUAAUGUAACCUCAGCUUUGUACAGUGCAAAUGGGUUAGCAUUCUGGGUCAAUUGUUUCUUAUGUAAAAAGCCAGUAAUUUCAGCUACUAGUUCCAGACUGACCAGUGUUAACAUCUAUUUUGUGAAUCUUUUGCACAAGCCAGUUCAGUUUAAAUAUUUUUACUUUCUAUUUCCCUUCCCAUCUUAAGUUAGGAGCUCGUGUUUAAGGUAUAGUUUCACACAUGUUCACAUCCCUCAGAAAAGCGGCUAUUCUUAAUUGUAAGCCUUAAUUGAGACUUUUUGACACUGUUUUGCUCAGUGAUCAUGCACACCGCACUUUCCAACAAGUGAGACUGAUGUGAGCACCCUGUCAGUUAUUGUUUCCUCCCGAGCCUGAGAACACGAGCUAAUUAUAGUCUUUGAUUUCUGCUAACUGCAUAAUGUCUAUGAUAAGCAAGGUUUACAUUGAAUUCUCUCUAUCUUCCUGGUAUUUUUAAACUAGCUUCCUCUUAUAUGCAGCAAUACUAUCUGCUGUAUGCAAGAAUCACGUCUUUGUUUCUUGGUGACUAUCUUAUAUUGCUACAUCUGAUUGAUGAGAUUAACAAGUUCUUGCUUUUCUUCUUCCCCACGGUAGAAGCUCAGUUCCAAUGUGAACGCAUUGAAAGAUGAAAUAACUACACUGUGCUUGUAAGCUUGAUUAUGAACAGCUAUUUGUGCGAUGUAUACCAAAUGUAAAUAUUUUUGAUACUGUGCAAGGUUGCUGCCUAUAUCCAUUCACAAAGCUGUUACUUUGUAAUAAGAAAGAUGCUACAUUAACAAAUGUAAAUUCACUCUGUAUUUAACCUGUGCUGUACUUGUCUUGGGAGUGUUUGGGAACUCCAUAAGGAGGUUUUCUUUCAGUUCAAAACAGUGGAGGAAGCUUUACUCUGUAUCUAACCCCAUGUUGCCCCUGUCCUGGGUCUGUUUGUUGGGGACUGUGUAAAGGAAGUUUUACUCUGUGUCUAACCCUGUGGUGUACAUAUCCCAGGAGUGUCUGAAGGGGAACAGUGUUGAGGAAGCUUUACUUUCAGUUUAAAAAAAAGAGUACAGGCAGGUUUAUAUCUGUAUCUAACCCUGUGGUAUACCAGUACUGGGAGUGUUUGAUGGGGACAGUGUAGAGGUACGUUCUGUCCCUGCCCUGAGAGUGUUCAGUAGUGAUAAUAGAUCUCUGAAAUGCAAAGUUGUGCAAUCUCCUGCACAAACCCUUCAAAAAGUUCAAAGCUGAUGGAUGUGCAGGUGUGGAAGGGGUUUGGGGAGAACAAAUCCACCUUGCAAUGACUGAUAAUAUUGGAAAGAUAAUCUAACAGUCAGACAACAAAUGGUAUAACGUCAGCCUCUGCCAUGGGAAAGCAGGGUUUCCCAUUUCCCUGUGACUGUCUUGGUCUUCAGGAAGGGAGAAGUGUGGAAUUAAGUUAAAAUGUUACUAUUUUGUGUGUCUAUGUAUUUUACACCUAAGAGGGAAUAAUCUUUGCAGUUUAUUAUAUUUGAUGUUCAUAACAUUCCUUGACCAUCAAGACAAGGAAUUAUUUAACUAUUUCUCUGGGAACUCUGGUCACUCUGAUUUAAUUCCAGUUUUCAGAGUCAUGCUGGCUAUGGCAUCUUCGAUGCAUGUAAACACCUUAGCCAGCCACGGAAGACAUUGUAACCAAGCCAGUCUUGCUUUCUACCAGACAGGGUUACUCUGGCUAGUGUUUUUUUUUACAGCACAUGGACUGCAGCUCACCACCACCUUCUCAAAGGCAACUACGAAUAAGAAAUAAAUGCUGGACAGCCAGCAAUGCCCACAUCCACAAGAGAAUUUUUUAAAAGUUGUUCUGCCAAGCGACUGAGUUUGAAUUUGGCCCAAUCCCAGGUUGCACUGUCAUAAGUCUUGCCUGCUCCAAAUCAAGAAAAAAUAUUACCAGUGAAGAUAUCUACUUGUACAGAAGCAAAGUAGAUGUGCAAGACUGCACCUUGAAGUCUUGUGUGCUGUCUGGUCCCCCUGCCUAAAGAAAGAUAUUCUUGUUAUUAAGGGAGUAUAGCAGUGGUUCACCAGAUUCAUCCCUGGGGUGGGGGACUGUCCUAGAAGGAGAGAUUCAGCAGGUCAGGACAGUAUUCUCUGGAAUUUAGAAGAAUAAAGGCGAGCUGAUGGAAACUUACAAUAUCUAGAUGUUCUGAAUAACCAGGCGGUCCAGAACCAGGGUUUACAGUCUAAGGAUACAGGGAAGCCAUUUAGGACUGAGAUAAGGAGAAGUUUAUAAUUCUCUGCCACAGAAAGUGAUUGGGGCCAAAGAGGAGUUAAAUAUCAUUCUUAGAGCUAAAAGGAUCAAAGCGUUAGGGAGAAAGCAGGAACAGAAUACUGAGUUGGAUGAUCAGUUUGGAUAAUUAUCAUUUUGAAUUGCCUACUCUUAUUUUGUAUGUUUCUUUUUGGAUAGACAAGAUUUGGUACAGAAAGGGUGUUUCCCCUAGCAAGGAGGGGAUCUAGAACCAGGGGAACCGUCUGAGUAAAAGGCAAACAGUUUAGGAGUUAGAUGAGCAGGAACACCCUCUUCAGAGGGUGGUGAACUUUUGGAAUUCUUUGCUCCAGAGGGCUGUGGUGUAUCAAUCAUUAAACUCAAGAAAGAGAUGAAUGGAUUUUCAGUUACUAAUGGCAUCAAGUGAUUUGGCAAUAGCAUGGGAACAUGGCAAUGAGGCAGAUGAUAAGCCAUGAUCUAGAACGACCUCCCCCAGUCUUAUGUCCCUGUUUAAGAAUAGCCAAUUGCAUUAAGUAUUUUUACAGGGAUGAGGAAUGCAGACCACAUGAGCGAGUGUCAGGGUAACCUUGCUAUAUUCCAGGAGACAGAGUGACCUGACUGCACCAGUGAGGAAGAGCAGAGAAAAUUGUCUUUGGAACAUUCUCUUUAUCUCCAUUUAACCUAAACACAAAAUGGCCUUCUGAAGGGAACCAUUCCCUCUAAAUUUACUUGCAAAAUCAGGGAUGGCUAUCUGUUUAACCUGAGAAGGUGGGGGAUGGGGCAGAUUAGCAGAAACAAAACAACUAGGAAAGCUUUGACAAACAUGCCAAUAUAAAUGGAACUAAAGUACCUUUUAAACACGUGCAAUGGUUUGAUUACUGAAUGUAUUGUUCUGUAUAUCUCAAUACAAUAUGUAAUAAACCAUAUUCUCUUGUACUUCAGCACAACAGCAGCUAAAUAAACAGCGUAUAGUUUGCACUGA
This is a messenger RNA of Rhincodon typus (whale shark), 7866 nucleotides long. RefSeq names its product protein FAM83H-like. Gene Ontology annotation, biological process: protein localization to cytoskeleton; intermediate filament cytoskeleton organization; positive regulation of cell migration. Gene Ontology annotation, molecular function: keratin filament binding. Gene Ontology annotation, cellular component: keratin filament. The coding region runs from base 283 to 3879 and encodes 1198 amino acids. Lineage: Eukaryota; Metazoa; Chordata; Chondrichthyes; Orectolobiformes; Rhincodontidae. The record is from RefSeq and is a predicted model, not a curated record. The transcript has 5 exons.